This is a messenger RNA of Lichtheimia ornata, 705 nucleotides long. RefSeq lists its product as uncharacterized. The record is from RefSeq and is a predicted model, not a curated record. The transcript has a single exon. The coding region runs from base 1 to 705 and encodes 234 amino acids. Lineage: Eukaryota; Fungi; Mucoromycota; Mucoromycetes; Mucorales; Lichtheimiaceae.
AUGUCUGUUGAUCGGCCGCGUUUUGUGCCUACGAUUGAUUACCUUGCAUCCAGAGUAUGCAAGCUUUCCAAGUUGUGUAAAGAUAUGACGCAUGAUCCAUCCGCCCUCCAAACAACCUAUUCACAGGCUGAAAAACUUUUCCAAGACUUGAUGGACAAGUUGCGGUUGACUGACAACAUGGGAAAUCCAGCCCGUGUCCCUGCCAACAACAACAACAACAUGGAUGCUAAUAACAAGGGCUAUUAUCAAAACACAACCACGAUGAACCGGUAUGAUGCAGGCGCCUUUCAACGUGCUAUAUGCAGUCUCGUCCGUUAUGCACCCACACGCGACAAGGCGUUACAGUACUUGUGUUUUUUCUUGUACCAAAUCGGACCACCUUUGCGGACUGCCAAAACUGAAAUCACAAUGCUCAUCAAUAUCAUCUACAUGUACGCCAAAGACAAGGAAUUACCCAACGUAGCACAACAAGCACUUGACUUCAUAAAGAUCGGGUUGGAGCGUGAUGUCAUGAAUGUACCACCAGAGCAUGAUCCAAACGAUAGCUUUCAAGAUCCAGCUUCAGUCUUUUUCUCAGUAUCAAAACCCAUCCUCAGACAACUCAACCUUCGGUUUUCACAAGACCGUCGUUCCAUAGUCCCAGCCAGCUCAUAUAGCACUAGUAAUAGUUCUUUUAAUCCACCACCUCGCCCACAAUACCAUUAG